AUGACAACGAACCCAGACAUCGAGUCUGACAUCCCCCAUGAAGUGUACUCCUUCUUCAGGGCCCUGAACAAGGCAGUCGACUCGUGGGACACAAACAUGCUCCACGAUCUAUACGAGAACCAGUUUCCAAACUUCACGCAGAACUUCUACCUUGCGGGCCCAGGACAGUUCCGCCCGUGGCCGUCGCUCCGCAUGAAGCCCGUCGCCGACUGCUUCAAGAAUCGAACAGCCGAGCAGCUGUACUCUUUCCUGCGUUACAAGCACUUGUUUACUGACCGCGCUGUGAAGCUGAGCGAUGCAAAGUCUUCCUGGGAGACAUUCAGCAACCUCUUCGCCGCCCUCCCCUCCGGGAGCUGCGACGUACCGAACUGGCUUCUGUGGGACAUAUUUGAUGAGUUCCUUUUUCAGAUGACGGUGGUGUACCAGAAGCGCUUUGCAGGACGGGCGGAGUGGUCGGUUGGCGAGGCGGUGCAGCUUCUGGAGCGAGUCGUCGCAGAGUCAAGCAUUGAGGAAGUGAUACAAACGGAGGGCUCAGAGGAGAUCACCAAGCCUGGCGCCAGGCAUGCGCAGUGGAUGUGCGGCUUCUUUGGCAUCAUCACCAUAGCCAAGAUCAAUGUUCUGCUAGGUGACUACAAUGGAGCACUAAGCGCCUUGAAACCACUGGACGUUUACGGGCGUGGAAGACAGAUUUUAAUGGCGGUGGCGCCGGCGAACGUGUCGCUGCUUUAUCAUAUGGGGUUCAGCUACCUCAUGCUUCGACGCUACGCUGAUGCUAGCCGUGUUUUCCGCCUCAGUCUGUCGACCAAAGUGACAAGCCGAAAGUUCUCGGAGAAGAUGCAGCUGGACUGUGCCUACAUGCAUGUCGUUUCUUGCAUACUUGGCGGUAUGCAACCUGAUAACUUAAACUGGCUGAUGGAACCGCGGAAGCAGUCCAGUUUUGAAGACGACAAGGAACUCCUUUCUGCGGGCGAUGAAGAGCGGUUCCGUGAAGUAUUUGAUCGGUGUAGCCCGAAGUUCCUUGCGAUUCCUCCAAUAACCACUAGUGUGUACAAAGGCACAGAAGGUAAGGAACUUCAGGCGCGUCUGUUUCGCCGGGCCGUGAAGCAGCAGGAGGAUACAAUAAGGCUACGUGGCUAUUUUGGCGUUUACCAAACCACAACCACCGAACUGGUGAAGACUAUCUUAGAUGUGGAUGACGGGUUUGUGCCUUUGUUUGCGAUGAAGCUCCGCUCCCGUCAACUCGUGCAUGAUGGUACUUCGGCAGACUUGUUGUCGGGAAGCUACGCCGUCCGUUCUGCGCUUGACUGCACUGUGAAGGGUGAUAACAUCAACGUGGUUCAGAAGUCUUCCUACCGCACGACAGAAUCCAAAUACUUUCUGCGUAUCAAUAAUAUGCGCCGGCGAUAUAGGCACUUUGAAAACCAAAGACAAGAGAGACGCCAGGUGCAACACGCUUCAGUCGCUAACUGA
This is a messenger RNA of Trypanosoma grayi, 1470 nucleotides long. Its product is annotated as eukaryotic translation initiation factor 3 subunit L. Gene Ontology annotation, biological process: translational initiation. Gene Ontology annotation, cellular component: eukaryotic translation initiation factor 3 complex; cytoplasm. The record is from RefSeq and is a predicted model, not a curated record. Lineage: Eukaryota; Euglenozoa; Kinetoplastea; Trypanosomatida; Trypanosomatidae. The coding region runs from base 1 to 1470 and encodes 489 amino acids. The transcript has a single exon. Gene Ontology annotation, molecular function: translation initiation factor activity.